AUGGUUGUUCUAGCAGCCUCGAUCUGCACCCGCGGGGGAAAGGCAGUUCUUUCACGUCAAUUCAGAGAAAUCGCACGAACGCGUAUCGAAGCCCUUCUCGCAUCUUUCCCGAAACUCGCAGACUCGGGUACACAGCACACUACAGUCGAGCAGGACAAUGUGCGCUUCGUCUAUCAGCCCCUGGACGAGCUAUAUAUCGUACUUAUCACCAACCGUCAAUCAAACAUCUUACAAGAUAUCGACAGUCUGCACUUGUUCGCCCAAGUAGUCACCAGCAUCUGCAAGACUCUAGAUGAACGGGAGAUCACACGAAAUGCCUUUGAAUUGUUAAGUGCCUUCGAUGAAUUGGUUACUCUCGGAUAUAGGGAGAAUCUCUCUCUCAGUCAGAUCAAGACCUUCCUGGAGAUGGAGAGUCACGAAGAGAGAAUUCAAGAAAUUAUUGAGAGGAAUAAAGAACUCGAGGCCAGCGAAGAGAGAAAGCGAAAGGCGAAACAAUUGGAGCUUCAACGCAAGGAAGCUGCUCGCUCCAAUCGCGGUAUGCCAUCUCGACCUCCUUCAUAUCCCGUUUAUACUCCACCUACCCGGCCCGCCGUUACAGAGACCAUCGAUACCUACGAAGCUGAGAAGAAGAAAACAUUUGCCAAACCAAUGCCUACCCGCGGUAAAGGUAUGCAACUUGGAAAGAAAUCCAAGACAACCGACAUUUAUGAGAAGGUCCGCGAGGAUCUUGGUCCCGAAGUCGAGGAGUCAACUCCUCUGGUUACUCCACAAGCAGCCACACCAGUCGUACCUGAAUCGCGAGCAUCUUUGUCGUUGGAGCGAGCAGCUGUACAAUGUACAAUCGCAGAGACCGUUUCAGCGAAAUUGACCCGAGAAGGCGCAUUAAAAUCAUUCGAGGUCAAGGGCGAUCUACAACUCCGAAUUUCAGAUCCGGCUCUUACCAAGCUCAAACUCGACCUGAUCGCCAGCACCAGCCAUGGCGUUCAAUUCCGCACUCACCCUAACGUGGACAAAGCAUUGUUCACUAACUCAAGUAUCAUUCAACUAAAGGAUACAUCUAAACGCUUCCCCGCCAAUAAUGCUAUCGGUGUCCUCCGAUGGCGCGUCGCCAGCACCGGCUCAGAGCACGCCGACGUUCUUCCCAUUACAUUCACCGUCUGGGUUAACAAAGGCUCAGACUCGACCACAGUCACGGUCGAAUAUGAGCUCACAGGUACAGAUAGCUUGCGGGAUGUCUCUGUGACAAUGCCAUAUGGUGCAACAGAGCCAUCGGUCACUAGCUUCGAUGCCGUCUAUGAAGUUGCUGGUGACAGUCUAGAAUGGAACAUCGGCUCCAUCGACACAAGCAAUGCUUCGGGUAGCUUUGAAUAUGAAGUCGUUGACUUCGAUGCGGAUGAAAACGAAUUCUUCCCCAUGAGCGUCCACUUCUCCAAGACUGUUCCUUUCGUCGAGGUAGACGUUUCCAGUGUUUCGCUUCUUGAGGAGGGCCAGGAAGUCGACUUUGUGAAAGAUGUGAAGAGUGUUGCUGAUGGGUUUACGAUUGAGUAA
Molecule: messenger RNA, 1548 nt
Organism: Talaromyces marneffei
Lineage: Eukaryota; Fungi; Ascomycota; Eurotiomycetes; Eurotiales; Trichocomaceae
Exons: 4
Coding region: 1-1548 (515 amino acids)
Biological process (GO): endoplasmic reticulum to Golgi vesicle-mediated transport; retrograde vesicle-mediated transport, Golgi to endoplasmic reticulum; Golgi localization
Cellular component (GO): COPI vesicle coat; cytosol
Source: RefSeq, a predicted model, not a curated record